Sclerotinia borealis F-4128 is the source of this 1575-nucleotide messenger RNA. The record is from the annotation of a GenBank genome assembly. NCBI's taxonomy places the organism in Eukaryota, Fungi, Ascomycota, Leotiomycetes, Helotiales, Sclerotiniaceae.
AUGAGUUCCGCUACAUUAAAUGGUGUAGGCUCUGUCCUCAAGUCACCAGUUCCGAAGAUUAUUGAUUUGGUGACCGAUGAUGAAGAUUCUAAAGUUGAUGAUGCAGCGUUACAUGGUGACUCGCGUGAUAAUUCACGUGGCAGGUCGCACCACCAAAAUGCAGUACCACGGGACCUUGACGAAGCUUUGAGUGCGAAUGAAAGCGACUCAGAAGAUGAACUGGAAUUGAAAAAAGAAGAAGAAGAAGAUGAUGAUGAUGACGAUGACGACGAUGACGACGACGACAAUAAUAGCUUUCUUGAAGAUCUCAUAGAAGGUUUGACUGAAGAGGAUUUAUUAGAAGACAGUCAAUUCAAUCCUGAGCUAUGUUCUCGUGAGGAAGGAGAGAGAUAUCGUCGCGAUCUUCGAAGACUCGGACCUCAAGAAUUCUGUCGAACUACUGUGGAAUCGGGCACUGUUACUGCUAAAAAGCUCUUGACUGCGUUUGCUAUCCGCCCACCAAGCUUUCUUGAAGGCCGACCCGAUGAAGAUUACUAUGAAAUUUUAAGUCACGCUUUACGCCGUGAAUUAUCAAAGCGUGUGAAGCUUCAACAGUAUAACAGUGUCGAUGAUGCCAUAGAGCUCAUCAGAAAUGCUAAGAAGAUCAUUGUCCUCACUGGCGCUGGUAUUUCCACUUCUCUUGGCAUACCCGAUUUCAGAUCUGCAAAUGGAUUGUAUGCGCAAAUGGCACAUCUAGGUCUUACCGAUCCUCAGGAUGUAUUCAACAUUGAACUGUUCCAAGAGGAUCCAACGAUCUUUUUUGGUAUUGCCAAGGACAUUUUGCCAUCACUUGGUCGAUUCUCCCCAACCCAUAAAUUCAUCUGGCUUUUACAGAACAAAGGCAAAUUACUCACCAAUUACACACAAAAUAUUGACGACAUUGAAAGUGCGGCGGGAAUCCUUCCGGAGAAUCUCAUUCAGUGUCAUGGAUCGUUCGCAACCGCCACAUGUCAAAAGUGCGGACAUAAGGUGAAAGGAGACAGAAUUACCGACGAGAUCAAAGCUGGCCAUAUACCACGAUGCAGAAAGUGCAUACUCACUGCCCGGCCAACCCAAACCAUCAAGCGCAAGAGAACUUCGAACGGUGGUGAGAAGAAGCGUCGUCGAUACAGCGAUGAUGAUGAUAGCGUCGAAGACGAUAUUCCCGAAGCUGGCAUCAUGAAACCGGAUAUUACCUUCUUCGGCGAACAACUACCCGACACUUUCUCCGACCGACUAAGCAAACGCGACAGGGAUCAAGUCGACCUUGUAAUCACCAUCGGUACAUCAUUAAAGGUAGCGCCAGUCAGCGAAGUGGUGCCAUAUCUCCCCAGCCACGUACCGCAAAUUCAAAUCAAUCGUGACCCCGUCCGUCACGUCGACUUCGAUAUCGACCUUCUCGGCGAUUGUGAUAUCGUCGUCGUGGAACUGUGCAAGGCUCUAGGAUGGAACCUCGAGCAUGAGAUGAUUCCAGAAGAUCAGAAAAUUGACAUAGCCCCAGUCCCCGGACAUCCCAGUCGUCACACAUUCAAGCAGAAGAACCCCGAGAUUGAUUGA